GAAGCUACCGCCUCAUAACGCCACCCGACUGGGCCGACUUGGCCUGGAAAGUAUGUCCAAACGCUCUCCGAGAAACACCAAAACGACGAUCGGAACAUGGCAUCGGUAGUUGGCCGCAGCAUUCCGAAGAAGCCUCGGCCAGACUGUUUUUUUUCGGGUCAGCCCUGGUAUCAGACUAGCCGACACGCUAUAAUAGACGGCUUCGACCUCCGUCACACGGAGGGCCCCGAAUACCACUGAUUCCUGUAUUUUCCGGCAAAUCAAUCACGGUAUAACUCCCAGGAACGCCGCUUCCCCAAUUCCAGACAAGGCGAAUGGACAACGGAGCUCCACUGCUGUCUCCUAUCGCCGACUUUGCACUCUACUCUGGCCAUUCUGACCCCAAUCCGUCCCACCCGUUGACUCAACAACUGCCCCAUACCCCAGAAAUGCCGAUUACGAAUCCCCAGACCCCGCGGGGUCGACUGGCCCCCUUUUAUCUAACCCUUUCCACUGAUCUGGAGUUUUAACGUGGCCAUAUUCUCGCAUGAUAUCUUCCACUAUGGCUUCACUCGAUCAUGCCACUGGUGCUGAGCAGCCAAAAUACGACUCUGAUUAUAUCGAGGAGAAGAAUAUUGAUGGGAACUACGCCGACCCUACUGCACUAUUGUCUGAGACGCAUAAAUCAUACCUGAUUGAGCGACAUGGCACGUUAGACCUCGAUCCGAUCCCUAGUAUGGAUCCGGCAGACCCAUACAACUGGCCAUCAUGGAAGAAAACUGCCAACCUGAGUCUAGUUGCGUUCCACGCUUGCAUGGGUACAUUUACUGCAGCUGCAAUUAUCUGUGCUUAUGAGGACAUUGCGGAAGAUCUGGGUGUCUCAAUCCAGCGAGUCAGUUAUCUGACAUCCUUGCAAAUUGCAAUUCUGGGAGGCGCUCCGUUGUUUUGGAAGCCUCUCUCCCACCGAUUUGGACGACGCCCUAUCUUCUUGUUGUCGUUGAUCCUGAGCUGCGUUUGUAAUAUCGGCUGUGCGAAGAGUACGGAUUAUGCUUCCAUGGCGGCAUGCAGAGCUCUCGUUUCAUUCUUCAUUUCACCUGCUAUGGCAAUCGGUAGCGGUGUUGUCACAGAGACUUUCUUCAAACAUGAGAGAGCGCGGUAUAUGGGUGUCUGGACUCUGAUGGUCACCUUGGGUGUACCAGUCGGUCCUUUCAUCUUCGGAUUCGUUGUCCAGCGUGUUGGAUACCGCUGGAUCUACUGGAUCCUGGCAAUCACCAACGCAGUCGAGUUAGUUCUGUACAUCUUUUUCGGACCCGAAACCCGCUAUAUCGGAGCCGACAUACACUCGAAAUCCUCCGCAUUCAAGACAGAAUACAUGUCCCUCCGUCGAAUUGACCCGACUCCAAUGAAGAUGAGAGAGUUCUGGCACCCGCUCACAUUAUUCACCAACAUCCCCGUCCUCCUAGCAGCAAUUGCCUACUCCAUGGUCUUCCUCUUCGCCUCAGUUCUUAACUCAGUAGAGGUCCCCCAGCUUCUUCAAAGCAAGUUCGAACUCAAUGCCCAGCAACUCGGCUUACAAUUCCUCGGUUUGAUCAUCGGUUCUCUGCUCGGUGAACAGCUAGGUGGAUUCAUGUCUGAUAUGUGGAUGAAUACUCGUGCUCGAAAGAUUGGCCACAAGCCUGCACCUGAAUUCAGAUUAUGGCUUAGCUACAUUGGCUUCUUGCUGAGCAUUGCUGGUAUGGUUGUGUUCUUGGUUUGCACUGAGCAAGCGACGACCGGCAAAUGGGAUGUUCGGCCUGUCAUUGGAACUGGUGUUGCUGCCUUUGGUAACCAGGUUGUUACUACUGUUCUUACUACAUAUGCGGUCGACACUUAUCCCCAGGAUGCAGGGAGUGUUGGUGUCUUUAUCAACUUCGUUCGCUCGACCUGGGGAUUCAUUGGGCCUUUCUGGUUUACAUCUAUGUUUGAGAGCGUUGGCAUUGCUAAUAGCUCUGGUGUUGUUACCGCUUUGAUCAUGGGUGCUAGCUUCAUUCCAAUGGUGCUGAUGCACUGGCAGGGCAAGAACUGGUACACCAAACGCGUGGAUUGAAAAUCCUGCAAUAUAUUGAUGAUAGAGAGCUGUG
Molecule: messenger RNA, 2099 nt
Organism: Penicillium canescens
Lineage: Eukaryota; Fungi; Ascomycota; Eurotiomycetes; Eurotiales; Aspergillaceae
Exons: 4
Coding region: 527-2065 (512 amino acids)
Biological process (GO): transmembrane transport
Molecular function (GO): transmembrane transporter activity
Source: RefSeq, a predicted model, not a curated record